UGGCCAGUUGAGGUUUUCUGGUUCUCUAACCGAGGGUAUGUGCGGCGCAAGAGACAGGCGCGACGAGGGUGAAGCAGAUGAUGCGUAAUGAUGGUUAGCUAGGCAGUGAACAGACGAGACAGAGGAAAGAAAACGGACGAUUGAAGAACCCCGGCAAUAAGACGACGAAGAAGAGAAGAGAGGAGCAAAUUUCUCCUUGAAGCCAGAACGAGGGGACUUGGACAGUGAAAGGAUUAAUCAUUUGAAGUGCUACUUAGGCAAUUAUCGGUUUUUGCUUUGGAACUUCAAAUCCAUUUUGCGACUUCGAAUCUGUUUCCGGCUUGCUACUCUUCUUACUAGGUCAUGAAUCGUAUUGUGAUCCCAAUUUGUCUUGAAGGUUGAACUAGUCAUGGUUUACACAUUAGUUUUGUGGGUGACUGGACGAGUUUUAUCAAGGAGACGGAAGAUAUUAAAGGAAAGGAUGCUUCAAAUUAGGCUUAGCAAGGGUCCUUCGACGGAAGGUGGUGGAGGGGUUGUCCGGCCCCUGCUGGCGGAGACCGUGACUGUGGCAUGUCCUGACCACCUUGUCCUGGCUGAUCUUCCUGUAGCCAAAGGCAUUGGUUCGAUCACUGUUGCUUCUGUUGUCAAGACUGUUGGUCGCAGGUCCCGUCGCCACCUUGGUGAGCGAGUCCAUUUCUGUGUUCGCUGUGAUUACCCAAUUGCUGUCUAUGGCCGUUUGAGCCCUUGUGAGCAUGCCUUCUGUCUUGAGUGUGCAAGGAGUGAAUCGAUUUGCUAUCUUUGUGAUGAACGUAUUCAAAAGAUUCAGACAAUCAAGAUGAUGGAGGGGAUCUUCAUCUGUGCAGCUCCCCACUGCCUCAAAUCUUUCCUGAAGAGGAAUGAGUUUGAAUAUCAUAUACAUGAGAGCCAUGCUGACCUUUUACAGCCCUAUGCAGAAAAAGAAGAUGGUAAAGAAUCAGAGAUUCAGAGUGCUAAUCACUCUUCUGCUUCAGAUUCUACUCUUCGAGCUCCCACAAGGCCAGUUUUCUCUCCAGCUUCAAGUUCACAGCGGCAACAGCCUAGGGAGCAACUACCGCCCAGGCCAAUCAUGCAGCAAAAAGGACCACCUAUUUUUGGGCAAGCUCAGAACUAUCCAUUGGAUACUCAGCUUGACAAUAACCGUACCCCAGGCUAUGAUAGGCUUGGUCCCCAUAACCGCUUCCAACAAAGUUUUGAUACACCACAGCAAGAAUCAAGUCAGUUAACAGACAAGCAGCAAGGAAUUUUAUCUGAGACGCAGCUUCCAGAAUACCCACCUAUGCACUCUCAACCACCUAAUUAUGUUAUGCCAACGAAUCAAAACCCAGUAAUGCCACCUUCAUUUGGUCUUCCUUCUUUCCAAACGGAUGGAGUCCAACAAUUUUAUACUGCAUCUUAUGAGAUGGGUAGGACGGAUUCAACUCCAGAAGUGGGUUCACAACAAGGUUCAUUAUUAGGUUUCCCACCAGGUCCAGUGGUUGGUGUUCAUUUCUCGGCACAAUACCAACAGUCUUGGACUGCUGGAACGGUUGGUGUACCUUUUGAAGCUCCAAUGGGGAAUCAAGGGGUCCAAGAAGGUUUUGCAAACCUUUCGGAUUCUCAGGGAAAAGCUCCAUUUUUUCAAGGUGAUUUUGGGCGAAAUUCAGGCUUACCCAUGAUUCCUCCACCAUCAGGCAUCAAGGGAAUAGAUGUUCAACAGGAUAAUAGGGAUGGGAAGGGCAUAUUGGCAUCACAAUCUUUGCAGAUCCCACCACCCCCUCCACCACCACCUCACUUGUCUCAUCCGAGUCGUGGUCAGUUCUAUUCAGGGGAUAUGGGUCGAGAUGGUCAAAGCUAUGGAUGGCAACAUGAGAGCCAUGAUGGAUUUGCAGGCAGCCAAGACCAAAAAAAUUAGUACUUCUGUUGUAUCCAUAUAAUAUAAAUUCUUCUCUUGCCAGACUAUUCAUAUUCAUUAAGUAGUAUGAGUUUGGUGUUUCUUUAUUACUUUUCGGCAGCAUUCAAUCUCUUAGUAUGCUUUGUUUUGUUUGUACAUCUCAAUUUGGCCAGUUGGUGUAAAAACUUUCUAUAAA
Molecule: messenger RNA, 2084 nt
Organism: Carica papaya (papaya)
Lineage: Eukaryota; Viridiplantae; Streptophyta; Magnoliopsida; Brassicales; Caricaceae
Product: RING/U-box superfamily protein
Biological process (GO): regulation of cell adhesion; protein ubiquitination
Molecular function (GO): ubiquitin protein ligase activity
Source: RefSeq, a predicted model, not a curated record